AUGCCUCAACGAUGCAUGAUCUACAUCAAACGCAAUUUUCCCCGAGAGCGUUUUGAAACGGUCAUUCUCGCGCUCUCGGAAUGGAUGUACUACAAGGGCAUCGAUAUCAGCAAGCCCGAGAACCUGGCAAAGUUGUUGCAGGAGCACCAGUACACUGAUCCGGAGAUUCAGGCCAUCCUGGGCGCGGCGAAACAACCCGAGUACAAGGAUGCACUGGCGUCCAACACGCAAAAGGCCUUGGAUCACGGUGCAUUUGGUGCGCCGUGGUUCUGGAUACGUAACAAGGAGGGCAAAGAGGAGCCUUUCUUUGGAAGUGAUCGAUUCGCUUUCAUGUGGCAAUUCUUGGAUAUUCCUUUUCAGGAUGUUACCAUUGUGGAGAAGGCCAGGUUGUAG
Molecule: messenger RNA, 393 nt
Organism: Penicillium oxalicum
Lineage: Eukaryota; Fungi; Ascomycota; Eurotiomycetes; Eurotiales; Aspergillaceae
Product: putative DSBA family oxidoreductase
Exons: 3
Coding region: 1-393 (130 amino acids)
Biological process (GO): glutathione metabolic process
Cellular component (GO): peroxisome; mitochondrion
Molecular function (GO): glutathione transferase activity; glutathione peroxidase activity
Source: RefSeq, a predicted model, not a curated record